This is a messenger RNA of Sinocyclocheilus rhinocerous, 1378 nucleotides long. It is a transcript of the gene cldn3c, whose product is annotated as claudin 3c. Gene Ontology annotation, molecular function: structural molecule activity. The record is from RefSeq and is a predicted model, not a curated record. The transcript has 2 exons. Gene Ontology annotation, cellular component: membrane; bicellular tight junction. The coding region runs from base 145 to 789 and encodes 214 amino acids. Lineage: Eukaryota; Metazoa; Chordata; Actinopteri; Cypriniformes; Cyprinidae.
ACUCGCACCUGUCUCUUUGGGAAUAUAAAGGCUGCUUGGCUUCACAGCACUUUCACAGGCUACACAAAGAAAGGAAGAGUUGGGACGCAGACAUCUAUAUCGACAUCUCAGCACUAGGUAAAAAAAGUACCCCUAAACGGCAUCAUGUCGAUGGGAAUGGAGAUUGGGGGCAUUGCCCUGGGCAUUAUCGGUUGGAUCAUUAGCAUUGUCACUUGCGUUCUUCCAAUGUGGCGUGUUUCGGCUUUCGUUGGCGCAAACAUCGUCACGGCACAAAUCAUCUGGGAAGGUUUAUGGAUGAAUUGUGUCGUACAGAGCACUGGACAGAUGCAGUGCAAGGUCUACGACUCCAUGCUGGCUCUGUCUCAGGACCUUCAGGCUUCCAGAGCCAUGUCGGUCGUCGCCAUCAUCUUGGCCAUCCUGGGCGUGUUGAUCUCCAUCAUGGGCGCCAAGUGCACCAACUGUAUCGAGGAUGAAGCAUCCAAGGCUAAAGUGAUGAUCGUCUCUGGUGUGAUGUUCAUUAUUGCCGGCAUCCUGGAGCUCAUUCCGGCGGCUUGGGUGGCACACCAAACCAUUCGGGACUUCUACAACCCGUUACUGACCACCGCUCAGCAAAGAGAGCUUGGGGCAUCCAUCUACAUAGGGUUUGCCGCCGCUGCUCUGUUACUGAUUGGAGGAGCGAUGCUGUGCUGCACCUGUCCUCCACGGGAGAAGAAGUACAAGCCACCAAGAAUGGGCUACUCCGCUCCACGCUCCGUCAGUGGUGGAUAUGACAGGAAGGACUAUGUUUAAAAAUGUUUUAUUUUAGAAAAAUACAAACAAAGAAUAAUUAGAAGGAUUUGAAGAUCUCACAGAAAGGGUGGAGAUACUUCUGAAAGGACUCCGCAAUGAAGGGUCAUACGAUGCUGUCAAUAUUUGCUUUUCGGCUGUUUAAGACUGGUGUGUGUGUGUGUGCGUGCACGCGUUAAGGGCAGGUUUCAUAGGCUUACCUGUCAAGGAUUUUGUGUUUAUACAUUUCAUAUACAUUUAUAAUAUUUUAUAUUCUGUUGUUUACAUUUUCCUGUUUUUUGUUCAGCUGUUCUUGCUUUUUGUGUCAUGUGAUACCCAAAGGUCAUCAAAGGCAUAACAUGGUGUCAAAAUCUAUAUUUAAAAUUGUUCUAAGCAGACAUAAAUAGGCAAAGAUAUAUGAUGUGACAGAGACAGAGAUAUUAUUUUAGGAAAACAGUCGCUGUGUCAGUCUGAUGGCUUAUCAGUCACUUUUGUAUGUUGACAGGAAGAGGAAGACUUUAGCUCUUUACAUGUAUUUGCUUAUGAAAAUUUCACUGGACACAGAAACUGAACCUGUAUUUUGUUUUUCCUUUUAGGUUUCAGUUUUUGAGGU